Messenger RNA from Styela clava, 451 nucleotides. The record is from RefSeq and is a predicted model, not a curated record. Lineage: Eukaryota; Metazoa; Chordata; Ascidiacea; Stolidobranchia; Styelidae.
AUGUACAAUCUACCAGAUACUGACCAUCGUGGCUUUUGUCUAAUCGUUCUCAACAAUGGCGUUUAUUCUCGAUUCGUCGAUGUUCUCCGAAAUUACUUUAACGGCGCAAACUACGACGUAGAUGUGAGAUAUAAUAUAAACCUUCAAGGUGAGGAUAUUGAGAAGAUAUCAAAGCAAACCUUUACGUCGCACGUCUGCUUCGUGUGUUUCAUUUUCGAUACAGAAAAAGUGAACGGCGACCUCGAUAUGCUGCAAUAUGUUAUCGAUUCCUUCACGCCUGCCAAAGUUCCUUCUCUAGAUGGAAAACCAAAGCUAUUCUUCUUUCAGCGGCUCUCUCAGCUUGAUACUGGCUACGUUAGCAAGUGAUACAGUGAAACUUUUCUACAGAAGAGAAUCGUUCGAAACUAUAUCCACCUUGUUGAAAGAGGUAAGGUUUCGGAUACUUUGAAUU